AUGGAAUGCUAUUUUAAUGUUCAACAUUUAUCAUCAUUUGAAAAUGGUACAAGACAAUUAUGUGCGUCAAUGGUUUCAAUUGAUUGCCAAAAAAGAAAUAAUAAAUUACAUAGUUUACAAAAAAUAGAAACAAUUGCAAAAGUUAAUGAUUUGUUUGGAGCACAUAAUAAAGUAGAUUUGCUGAUGCAAAGAGAUGAAGGAAAUUUUGACAUUGAUUAG
Molecule: messenger RNA, 219 nt
Organism: Strongyloides ratti
Lineage: Eukaryota; Metazoa; Nematoda; Chromadorea; Rhabditida; Strongyloididae
Exons: 2
Coding region: 1-219 (72 amino acids)
Source: RefSeq, a predicted model, not a curated record